AUGUCUUCCGAUGGGACUGAGAAUGCAUCAGUGUUCAGACCUGGGCUGAAUAUGGGUAGACGCGGUUCGGGGACAGCCUUAGAGACAUAUGGCGAUAUCGUAGAGCUGCUAAGAGUGCCAGUAGAUUCAGUGGUGAUCCGAGCCUUAGCCGAGUGUUGGAAUCCAGCUUACAGGUGUUUUACUUUCGGUAAAGUAUACAUGACCCCUACCUUGGAAGAGUAUACAACUUUGUUGAAUAUCUCGAAUGUUAGAAGACAUUCCAUUUACACCAAGGUAAUUCGACCUAAGGGGUUCAUAACCAAAAUGAUCACACUGACGGGAAAGACCAAGGAGUGGGUCGAAGAGUACAUUUGUGAUGAGGGGAUCUCUUGGGCUCAGCUGAAGAGUUUGAUUUAUGAGCAGACUCCAUCAAAAAGAAGAAGAGAUCACUUUGCACUUGCAAUAUAUGGCAUGGUAAUUUUCCCCAAGAAUGAGGAUCACUUUGACAUUGCCUUAAUUGAUUUCGUCGAAGCUAUUGCCAGAAAGAAUCCCGCACCAUCCAUCUUUGCGGAAACAUUCCUGUCACUAAACCAGUGUAGACGAUUGGGAGGAGGUCAGUUCACUGGAUGUACUUCACUAUUACUAGUUUGGUGGUGGAGCCACUCUUGGAUAGUUGAGAAGGGAUGGGCUCGGAGACAUCAAUCGAAUUUUUCGCCUAUGGUGGAUUUCCUCGACAAAUGCCAAAUCCCGGAGCAUAGCAAGAGAAAAGAUUGGGUUGAAGCUCUCCGUAACGUAAAGGAUACUGAGAUUGUGUGGAAGGCUUACUGGUUACCCAAGGAGGACAUACUUUUUAGAUGCGGUAACGAUAACUUUGUGAUGCUGCACGGAUUAUGGGGAGCAAUCGAGUAUACUCCACUAAUUGUACUCAGACAGUUCAGUACCCGACAGUUCGUACCAGCUACCCACGGCCUGAAGGAGACAGAAUUUUCUUUCUCUACUCCAGGUUACCGAGAGCGGAUUUCAAAAAUCUAUACAGCGUGGCAGAAACCCCACUGCAUGAAUUUCAAAAUGAUAGAGCCUGGAUUCACGCCAGCCUAUGAGGUUUGGAGGUCACACAAAAUUAAUAACAAUACACCGAAGCUAAAUUUAGAAGAUGAGUUGACUAUGGAGGAACGAUUGAGGAGGCUCCCGACAGAAGCUGAAUUGUUAAAAGAGGAUAUGCGACUAAUGAAUCUGGAGAGAGAAAAAGUACAGAGAAACUUCUCAGAUGAGAAGACAAUGCAAGAGAAUAAGGCUUUAAAAGUUAAAAUUACUGAACUAGAAGCUGCAGUACAGAGAGGCCAUCAACGAAUCCAACAGUUGGAAGAAAGUCGAUCAUUGACCAAUCCAGAGCUCAGAACUACGCUACGGCAGGCUCAGGACACCAUUCAGAGGCAGCUUGAAGUAAUGGAAAGAGCAGUGAAUCAAGCCCAUGAUGUUGCUCGUCAAGUCUACGAGAUAUCUGAAGAAGCGAUAGCUCUCAGAGUUUUUGUGAUCCCAAAUUCAGAGGAAGAGCGACGCAUCCUGGGGUUGAUGAUAGAGCUCGAGAGAUUAGGCGAUAGGGCAAGAUUCUACGUUUAA
Molecule: messenger RNA, 1599 nt
Organism: Hibiscus syriacus
Lineage: Eukaryota; Viridiplantae; Streptophyta; Magnoliopsida; Malvales; Malvaceae
Exons: 3
Coding region: 1-1599 (532 amino acids)
Source: RefSeq, a predicted model, not a curated record